AUGGCUGAAGACGACGACUGCAGCAAAUCAUCUGCAUCGCAUCAUCCUAAUCCCCUGUUCGAUGAUGCGGGACCACUGGCUGAUCCGCAAGAACGCAGAGUUAUCUUUGCAGCUCUCGAUUCAUUCCACCAGUACCGCCAGAACGCGCACUAUAACACAACCCAUCGGCGACGUCAAAACCUCUACGCCCUGCCGUCCUCGCAAUGGCAAAUGCUUGCUUCGCCCCCCCUUUCCAUCUUGGAGACUCUCAACGCCGUCGAUGAUGCACUGGACCACAACGCCGACCUUGCCGACGAGAUAGUCCACCUAGGUUUGGCUGCUUUCGGGCUGCCAGAAACCCCACCUAAGGACUCGGUGGUGGACUGGCAAGGUAAAGCCAGACCCAACGACAUAUCCAAAGCGCAUUCGACGAUCCGACAGUUCUACCGAGACUGGUCUCAUGAGGGCUUCACGCUCGAAGUCGAACCUCUCCUCAAGACCGUCGUCGCUGACCUUGAAUCAUAUACACAAUUAAUUCAGAUCAAUGCCCCACCUCCAUCCCUUCUCCUCCCUGGUGCAGGACUAGGUCGGCUCCUCUUCGAGCUCGCUCUGCGCGGCUACAACGCGACAGGAAAUGAAAUCUCCUACCACCAACUCCUCGCCAGCAAUUUCAUCUUGAAUGCGACCCAAACUGCAAACCAAUACCAGAUAUACCCCUUCUGCCAUACCUUCACAAACGUCAUCUCUCGCGCGUACCAAUUAGAGCGCCAUACCAUUCCAGAUGUCCAUCCAGGCGAAGCCUUCUCCAAGGGCCUUGCCGCGGCUUUACCCGUCGGCGAGAUGAACAUGACCGCCGGUGACUUUGUGCUGUCUUAUUCGACGCCCGAAAGCAAGGAUACGUUCGACGGAGUCGUGACAGUGUUCUUCAUCGACACGGCCCCCAACCUGGUCCGAUAUAUCGAGACGGUCCGGAAUUGUCUGAGAACUGGUGGUGUCUGGGUCAACAUCGGACCCUUGUUAUGGCACUUUGACGACCGUGCCCCUGGUGGUGCUCACAACCGCGAUGAUGAAAAUGACCAUGGCGCCGAUGACCAAGACGCGAGGACCUCAAGCCAGCACAAGCGUGACAUCGACUUUGAAGACAAGGGCAUCGCCGAGCCGGGCUCAUUCGAGCUCACCGACGAGGAAGUCAUCUUGCUCGUCUCCCGGAUGGGGUUCGAGAUGGUCAAGCACGAGCUUCUACCCGCCCAUUCAGGAUACAUACAAGACCCGCAUAGCUUGCUGCAGAACCGAUACAGAUGCAGCCACUGGGUAGCGAAAAAGGUAGACGCGGACCCAUCACUGUAG
Cladophialophora yegresii CBS 114405 is the source of this 1326-nucleotide messenger RNA. RefSeq lists its product as uncharacterized. The transcript has 2 exons. The record is from RefSeq and is a predicted model, not a curated record. Gene Ontology annotation, molecular function: S-adenosylmethionine-dependent methyltransferase activity. Bases 1 to 1326 code for a protein of 441 amino acids. NCBI's taxonomy places the organism in Eukaryota, Fungi, Ascomycota, Eurotiomycetes, Chaetothyriales, Herpotrichiellaceae.